Olea europaea var. sylvestris is the source of this 658-nucleotide messenger RNA. RefSeq names its product huntingtin-interacting protein K. The coding region runs from base 109 to 441 and encodes 110 amino acids. The transcript has 4 exons. Lineage: Eukaryota; Viridiplantae; Streptophyta; Magnoliopsida; Lamiales; Oleaceae. Gene Ontology annotation, biological process: negative regulation of apoptotic process; protein stabilization. The record is from RefSeq and is a predicted model, not a curated record.
GCUUUUAUCCCUCUGCUCAGCUUACAGAAAAAGUGGGAAAACUGAAAGACCUGGUAAAAAAAAAAAAAUCAGUUCUUGAAAUUGAAAGCAAAAGAAAAUAGCAUAUCAAUGGAGGGAGGGGAUGAAGGAAUUGAAAGAGUGGAGGACUCCAAGGACCUGCAGCAGCAGAGCAAAGCCCUCGACAAGCUUACUGACCGGGUCGAGGAUCGCCAGCUCGAUUCGACCCGAGUCCAAGAGGCUAUGGCUUCAAUUGCUGCUUCAAAGGAGGCUGAUAUUCAAGCUGCCAGAAUGAGGGAGAAGGAAUUAGCGGCUGUUAAGAUUAAUGCAGCUGAUGUGGAUAUCAUCGCAAAUGAACUCGAGCUUGACAAGAAAGUGGCAGAAAGAACAUUGCGCGAGCACAAAGGCGAUGCUGUUGCCGCUGUUAGAUCCCUGCUUCACUGAUGGGAAAAAUAAAUACAUGCCUUGAGAUUUCUAAUUUCGUGCAGAAAUGUCGUCUGGGUCACAGACUUAUUUUCUUGAAGUGGGGUGCAAUUUUUUCUUGCUUGUAACGAUAUGGUUCUAUGCAAUGCUCAAUAUUUGACAAAUUCAAUUGAAUGUGUAAAAUAUUUUAGCAGUGGCUAUGGAUUUUUUCUCGUUAAUGCUUUUUAUCUUUGCAAAA